This is a messenger RNA of Ficedula albicollis (Collared flycatcher), 2046 nucleotides long. Its product is annotated as C-C chemokine receptor type 5-like. The record is from RefSeq and is a predicted model, not a curated record. Gene Ontology annotation, biological process: G protein-coupled receptor signaling pathway; inflammatory response; chemotaxis. Gene Ontology annotation, cellular component: cytoplasm; membrane. NCBI's taxonomy places the organism in Eukaryota, Metazoa, Chordata, Aves, Passeriformes, Muscicapidae. The coding region runs from base 113 to 1183 and encodes 356 amino acids. Gene Ontology annotation, molecular function: C-C chemokine receptor activity. The transcript has 2 exons.
ACUGUAGAAAGUCAGACAAUCAAUCCUCACAACGGACAAGUUAUUUUAGCAUUACUUGUGUUGAAAUAAUUCAAGACAUCACCCGCACUGUAAGAUACAUGACCAAUACACCAUGGGAAAUGAAACCACAGACUUCACCGACUGGCCACUGACAACAGAAUUUGACUACAGUGAUUCAACGCCUUGCCCUGCAACUGAGGAAAAGCACUUUGCAGCAAAUUUUUUGCCACCUCUUUAUUCUUUAGUGUUGAUAUUUGGCCUGACAGGCAACAUGCUUGUUGUCCUUAUCCUGGUAAAAUACAAGAGGCUGAAGAGUAUGACUGACAUCUACCUGCUCAACUUGGCCAUUUCUGAUCUGCUGUUUGUAUUUUCUCUCCCUUUUUGGGCUUAUUAUGCAGUUCACGACUGGAUUUUUGGGGAAGCACUGUGUCGAAUUCUGUCAGGUGUCUACCUCCUUGGCUUCUACAGUGGCAUCUUUUUCAUAAUCCUCUUGACUCUGGACAGGUACCUGGCCAUAGUGCACGCAGUGUUUGCUCUGAAAGCCAGGUCAGUUGCCUACGGCAUCCUCGCCAGCGUUGUCACUUGGGCUGUUGCUAUUCUUAUUUCUGUCCCUGGGGUGGUAUUUCACAAAACUCAGAAGGAAAGUUCAGGCUAUACUUGCAGUGCUCAUUAUCCAUCAGAGCAGAGAAAUGCAUGGAAGCAAUUCCUCACCUUAAAAAUGAACAUCCUGGGACUUCUUAUUCCAAUGUUAAUCAUGAUCUGCAGCUACACACAAAUUAUAAAGACGUUACUGCAAUGUAGGAAUGAGAAGAAACAUAAAGCAGUCAGGCUUAUUUUUAUAAUCAUGAUUAUCUACUUUUUUUUCUGGGCACCAUACAACAUUUGCAUUCUCUUGCGUGAUUUUCAAGGUGCAUUUUCCAUCUCUACUUGUGAAGGGAAUGGUCGACUGCACAAAGCAAUUCAAGUGACAGAAACAAUCUCAAUGAUCCAUUGUUGUAUCAACCCUAUAAUUUAUGCCUUUGCUGGAGAAAAAUUUAGGAAAUAUCUUCGCAGCUUUUUCCAUAAACAGAUUGCAGUCCACAUGUCUAAAUUGUGUCCUGUUUUCUAUGCUGAUACAGCUGAACGAGCAAGCUCCACAUACACACAAUCUACUGGAGAACAAGAAGUUUCUGCUGCAUUAUAAGUUGUGUCCAGUGAAAAUAUGGAAUUGUGAGAUCAACUCUGUGAUGAAUGGCUGCUGAAUCUCUCCUGGAUAUCGUCUUUAAGGCAGCUACAAAAAACCCCACAAACAAACAAACAAACAAACAAAACCCCACGGAAUACAUAUUUACCAAAGUUUGCAUUUGCUUACAGACUUGGGUAUUUGCAAAUAAAUGAAAAGGAUGUAUCAAGUUACCUGACUGGGGGCCUAAGCUUGCCAGCUAAGAGAUUUUUUGAAGUGAACUAGAGGUUAUAAAGUUACACUGGUUCUUUGGAAACAUCUCUCGACUGUACAUUAUACAAGGUACCUCGCUCAUUUAAACUCAGUCUCAGUCAUAUUUUUUACUAGUCUGGUUGUGUAUCUCUAAAAAUAAUGCUAAAUUACUAAGGUCUGUCAUACAGCAUGGAAUGGAAAAUUUUAUGCACUUAGAAUGGACUCUGAUAUUUCAUGGUAUAUUUUCCUUUGUGUAUGGUUGAGUCCUAAUCACUUAGAUUUUUCUCAGAGUAGCUCUAACUUCUAGGGCCUAAUACCUGAGUGACUUUUGAGUUCAAUACUUCUGAAGGCUCUCUUUUACUCGUCUCAUGUUUUAUAUGCUACUCAUGCUAAAAUGAUAAUGUAAUUGAUCUGUCAUUAAAAAGCUAAUAUCCUGUAGCUGUUCAGGAAAUCAGUGUGGUAAUAGUAUUUUAAAACUAAAGUAUUUCAAAUGAAGCUUUAAUCAGGUUAGAUUCAACAUGAAGAGUGAGUCAACAGUGUUCUAGCUUUUUAGUGCAGUGAUUUUGCUUGCUAUUUUUGUAGCCUACAUAGGAGAAAAACUUUUAAAAAAAUUAAUGCAGGCGUAAUGGCUG